AUGGCUCCUAUCACCAAGACUCUCGCCCUUGCUGGCGCUUUCUUCGCCUUGACCGGCUACUCGGCCCCCGUUGCCAAACGCGCCGUCGUUUGGGAGACCGUCACUGAUAUCGUCUGGACCACCGUCGAUGUUACCACCACCGUCUACCCCCAGGCCACUCAUACCGCUACUGUCGUCCCUGCGGUCGCCAACGCUGUUCCUACCACCACCCCUGCUCCUGCUGUUGAAGCCCCUGUCAAGGAGAAGGUUGCGCCCACCGCUUCCUCCACCACUACCGCUGCCGCUGUCGCUGUUGUUGAGGAGCAGGCUGCGCCGACUACCACCUCCUCCACCACUACCGCUCCCGCUGCUCCCGCCAUGGAGGCCGAGACUUAUUCCGCCCCCGCUCCCGUUGUAGAUGCUGAGGCCUCUUCCGCCGCUGCCCCUGCUGCCCCUGCUGCCACCCGCUCUGCCAACACCGAGACUACUAACAGCGAGACCACUACCAAGAGCACCCGCACCGGCGUCUGCUCCGAGGGCACCCCUUGCAGCGGUGAGAUCACCUUCUACGACACCGCCACUACCUCCACCAACCCCAGUUCCUGUGGCACUACCAACGAUGGUACCGUUGAGAACGUUCUCGCCCUUCCCCACGGUAUCAUGGUCGACAGUGACUGCGGCAAGACCGUCACCGUCACAUACGAGGGCCAGACCGCCACCGGCAUUGUGGUCGACAAGUGCAUGGGUUGCGACAACGGCUCCGUCGAUCUGUCUCGUCACUUCUUCGGCGAGCUUGCCCCCAUGGGCAAGGGCCGUGCCUCUGGUGCCAAGUGGUUCAUCCACUAG
This is a messenger RNA of Penicillium egyptiacum, 825 nucleotides long. The record is from the annotation of a GenBank genome assembly. Lineage: Eukaryota; Fungi; Ascomycota; Eurotiomycetes; Eurotiales; Aspergillaceae.